AUGGCUUUCACGCAGCAAUCAGUACCGCUUGAACCCUGGGGAUACUAUCACCCGCAGCCUGCUAUCAAUGGAUACGUUGUGAUGAGCCAUCCUAGCCCUGUGCAGCGCCAGUUGUGUCCAGCCAUGUCAGGUCCCGUGGACAGAUCCACCAUGGGUCUUCCAUACCCGAGUGCACCGCCAUUACACACAUUGCCAACGCCGGCGACAAGGCACGAAUGGCCGACGCACAGCAAUAUGGCCUACACACAUCGCAAGAUGCCUUUCCGAGACUCAGCACAUUGGGAGCGGCCCGUCGUGCCCUUGGUCACACCAGAGCACAAGGAACGUCAUUCUGCCAAUCUUUGCGAUGGCGUAUCCGGUAGAGACGGCCGACAACGUAGUCCCUCAAUUAGUGCUAAACUAGAGAAAGGGAACUUCAAGACGCCUGAUCCGCCCAACACAAAGGACAUCAAGUUCAACAAGCCAACGGGCGCUGUAGUCGUGGAUUUCAGAACCUCUGUUGACACCCUCAUGAAGGCCAUACAGAAGAGACCUAUCUCUUACGCAAGUAACAAAGGUGCUCUAGAGAACGAUCAGGUCAAGGCAGAGCCUGAAUCGCCCAAUACUCACAUGCGCCGUCAUACUGGUGAGAAGCCAUUCCAAUGCAAGCAGUGCCCAAAAUCGUUUGCGCAGCUCGGCAACCUCCACUCACACAUGGCAACACAUACUGGCGGGAAGCCGUUCGUCUGCAAGUUGGAUCAGUGCAACAAGGGGUUCGCCCAGAGAGGAAACCUCAAGAUCCAUCAGAACAAAUACCACGAGAAGGCUGUUAUGGAGCUGGCCGACUUGAUGAUCUCCACUCCCGACGUUGAAGGUCUGAACGAUGACCAACGCGAGAUGUGCCGUUACUUCGCGGGCAUAUUCAAGAACAGUAACAAGGGGAUCAAGGGUCGCGGUAAGGGCCGGAGAGUGUCGACGAGUGCUGGGAUGGCAAAGACAACAUCGACCCAUCGACCAAUCGAGAACUUUUCCACCUAUGUCAGCCUGGCAGCAUACAGCUCGAAGAGGAUCUCCUCAACACAGCAGUAG
Molecule: messenger RNA, 1068 nt
Organism: Colletotrichum tamarilloi
Lineage: Eukaryota; Fungi; Ascomycota; Sordariomycetes; Glomerellales; Glomerellaceae
Exons: 3
Coding region: 1-1068 (355 amino acids)
Biological process (GO): regulation of transcription by RNA polymerase II
Cellular component (GO): PcG protein complex; transcription regulator complex; chromatin
Molecular function (GO): RNA polymerase II cis-regulatory region sequence-specific DNA binding; DNA-binding transcription factor activity, RNA polymerase II-specific
Source: RefSeq, a predicted model, not a curated record